AUGCUUUCCCCGAGGGAACUGGGGACCUUAGGGGGACUCACAACAAACCCCGACCCCCAAUUCACCGAGAACCCUGCUCUCCUUCAUAACCUUCAGCUGCGCCUGCGGCCAGAGCUUAUUGUGAAGCCCGACCCUUUGACAAUGUAUCUCGGCUUCUGGGGUACCACGAUGUGGAAAAUUAAUGUUGCAGCGGCGCUAGUUAAUGAUGUUGAGAGCUGGUGGACUCGUUCGGGUCGCUUCCCGACGCAAGACGAAUUCGAUGUCUUUACCGCAGGAACAUCUCGAGGACUUUACAACAAAGAAUUGGCCUUCCCAAUAGCUUAUUUUGCCAACUCGUCAUAUCUCUUUUGGGCAGCACGCAGAUCGCCUUAUUAUCCCAAGAAACCCACGCCUACGAGCCUACUCGCUGGACUGAAACGGUUUCGAAUCGCGGACCCGCCAGGUUUCAGGGAAAUGCUCGUUCAAAAAUCCUUCAUGAUGCUUUUUAUCCUCUUUUCAAGCGGUUUAGUCACACGAACUUUUGGGGCGUUUAGAUAUGCUUCAGAUAUGCAAGACCCGCGUAUGCAGGCAUAUGCUGAACCCUUUGUUAAAGCGACACCGGAAGAUAUUCAAAGGAGAAGGGUUGCACUUGCAAAUGAUCACCGCAGGCUUCAUCAAAACCGCGACCCCGGUUUCACCGGUCAAAUUUUACAGCAAAUGGGCUUUAAUGUUAGAGCCGCCCAAGUUGAAGAACAGGGCCAGUCUCAAUAUGAUGGUGCCUCAUCAUCGGCGGCCUCAUCCGAGAGUGAAUUGGUCUACGGUACGAGUCAAAAUGGCCAGGAUGUUUCUGCCCCUCAGCCUUCAUAUGGCUCCUUGCAAAACUCAGGCAACGGGUCUUCUCAACCAGACUCCAAGUUGGACUUUUUCGGCUCUAGCGAUGAGGACGAUGCAAGCCCCACUGCACCGGAAUACCGGAAUACCAGCAUGACUGGGGUGUCCACGGGAUCUGCAUGGGAUCGUAUACGACAACAGAACUCGACACAGGGCUCCCGACCAGUAGCACCUCGUCAAUGGGGCCAAUCACAAGCCCAGAGUGGCACCGAGUCGACAAAUGAUUCCCUUCCUAUUGACCAGGAUCGAUAUGACUAUGAUCGAAGGCGCGAGAAGGACGCGGCCCAGGCCGACUUCAACAAGAUGAUGGAUGCCGAGCGAAACGCGUCGAGCGAGGGACCGUCUCGCGGUCGUAACUGGUGA
This is a messenger RNA of Penicillium manginii, 1233 nucleotides long. Its product is annotated as putative endo-1,3(4)-beta-glucanase. Bases 1 to 1233 code for a protein of 410 amino acids. Lineage: Eukaryota; Fungi; Ascomycota; Eurotiomycetes; Eurotiales; Aspergillaceae. The transcript has a single exon. The record is from RefSeq and is a predicted model, not a curated record.